GGAAGUGGCUGUGGGCAAGAUGCGUGCUGGCUGCUGCGGCUCUGCGAGCUGGAAGUUAGGGCCGGAGGGCUCGGCCGAGGCCGCGUGCGGCGCGUCUGCCCCGGGCCUGUGUGGCCUCGCUGCGCCCCGGGCCACGUGCGGAGCGCAGAAGUAUCCUGGAGGCCCUCAGAAGGUCUUUAGGAAAACAAAGAAGGUAGAGGAAGGAAGCCUUCUGAGCUUUUUGGCCCUAAAUGGCUACAGAAUCAAGAAAACCUUCUUCAGCCCCAUCUCCACCAGCCCAGGCCUCUGAAGAGGACCUUGUCAUCGUCAAGGUAGAGGAGGAUCAUGGCUGGGAAGAGGAAUCUAGCCUUCAGGAAAAUCACGCUCCUGGCCAAGAGCUGUUUCGCCUGCGCUUCAGGCAGUUGCGCUACCAGGAGACACUGGGACCCCGGGAAGCUCUGAUCCAACUCCGGGCACUUUGCCAUCAGUGGCUUCGUCCAGACUUGAACACCAAAGAGCAGAUUCUGGAGCUGCUGGUUCUGGAGCAGUUCCUGACCAUCCUGCCUGAGGAGCUGCAGACUCUGGUUAAGGAACACCAGCUAGAGGAUGGAGAAGAGGUGGUGACCCUGUUGGAGGACUUGGAAAGGCAGAUUGACAUCCUGGGACGGCCAGUCCCAGCUCGUGCACAUGAGCACAGGGUUCUCUGGGAGGAAGUGAUGCCUUCGGAACCUCCACCAGAACCUCCAAGUACUCAGCUUCUGCCUGUGACAGCCAAGCAUAACCCUUUAGUGCCCCAGAGGCCACAGCAGAGAGCCAUGUCUUCUUCUCAGAGUCCUGCUCCUUCCCAGAAAGGAAGUUCUGGAGAUAAGAUGGCAGCCUCACUUCUCACAGCAGGGUUCCAGACUUUGGAAAAGAUCGAAGACAUGGCUGUGUCUCUUAUUCGAGAGGAGUGGCUUCUUGACCCAUCACAGAAGGAUCCGAAUAGAGAAAACAGACCUGAGAAUUACAACAUGUUCUCCCUGGGUGGUGAGACCAGGAGUGAGAACAAGGGAUCAGCUUCAGAACAGCAUUCCAGCAUUUUCUUCAUUUGGCACCCUUACUGACUCCAUUGAGUCACUGAGCAUCUGUACAUACCUUCAUCACCCCCAGUCUCAGUACCUGUGUCAGCAAAGGAAGUGGACGCGUUAGUGGUGAUUGUGAGAGUGAUGCAGAGAAAGAGGUGAGUGGAGACUCAGCCUGGCUAUUCUUGAGCGUGGAUAGUUGUACCUCAAGGUAACUUCUGAUUCUCCUUCCACCUCCCCACUGUACACCGUGGUACAAAAGAUAUUUGCACUGUCCUAGUUACGGUGUCAUAAAGAGACAGAAGUGCUUGGAAAAGACAUAAAAAUCUUCACAGAUAAUGCACCUCACAGUACUGCCCUCAAGUUCCUGUUAGCUUGUGCGAACUGCUGACUACAUGUCACCCUAGAUCCGCCUUCUCAGAGGGCCUCAGCACCUCUCAUCAGCUUCCAUCUGUGUCCUGCCAUUUGUAUAGCUUUAAUACCCACAGUGGGAAUCUGGCAGAUACCUUACCUCACUGUGCCUGAUUCUGAAUUCUGGUGUACUCCAUCCGUCGUCUACAAACAAAGACAUGUUGUCACCAGGUAUUGUAUGAAGAAAUGAGACUGGUUUUAAACCUACACGCCAGGUCUUAUGCAUCCAAAACUGGGGUCCCCUUUCAGUUGGGUCCUUUGUACUUACUACUUAGUAAGCACUUGCUAAAAUGCUUACUCUCAAGUACUAUUAUUCCAAUAGUGCUACUGUGCUUCCAAAUAUUUGGAAGAUUUUUAGAAUUCUUAUUUACUAGACUGUAAGAAAACCAUCUGUUACUAUUAAUCACAUUUCAUGUUUGUCCAUUUGAUUAGAUGCUUACUUAAUGGGCUUGGAAUUGAAUAACUUGUUUUCCAACAUCUUCAUACUUAAAAUUAUCCCAUUAAUCUUAUUCAGAACACACAAAGGUAGGUUUUGAUAAAAUCUCCGAGAGAAUUUCAUUCUGUGACUGUACCAUAAAAGGAGCAAGUGUGUUUUUUAUGACCUCACAGAAGUCCACACUUAAGACUGUAAGUUCCUUUUCUAAUAUCUCUGUACCACCCAAGUCCCCUUUGACCACGGACAACAAGGUUAUCUACUGUGUGCUUCCUUGAGCUGUUAGUACUUAAUCAUCACUUGUCAUCUUAGUGUCACUGGUCAGAAUAGUCCUUUUUCUUCUUUUCUGUUUUUGUUUUUUUCUUUUUAACAAAGAUUAC
Molecule: messenger RNA, 2264 nt
Organism: Nannospalax galili (Upper Galilee mountains blind mole rat)
Lineage: Eukaryota; Metazoa; Chordata; Mammalia; Rodentia; Spalacidae
Gene: Zkscan8
Product: zinc finger with KRAB and SCAN domains 8
Exons: 7
Coding region: 231-1082 (283 amino acids)
Biological process (GO): regulation of transcription by RNA polymerase II; central nervous system development
Cellular component (GO): nucleus
Molecular function (GO): RNA polymerase II cis-regulatory region sequence-specific DNA binding; DNA-binding transcription factor activity, RNA polymerase II-specific
Source: RefSeq, a predicted model, not a curated record